Messenger RNA from Rhopilema esculentum, 2995 nucleotides. Its product is annotated as TBC domain-containing protein kinase-like protein. Gene Ontology annotation, molecular function: ATP binding; GTPase activator activity; protein kinase activity. Gene Ontology annotation, biological process: protein phosphorylation; activation of GTPase activity. Lineage: Eukaryota; Metazoa; Cnidaria; Scyphozoa; Rhizostomeae; Rhizostomatidae. The record is from RefSeq and is a predicted model, not a curated record.
ACCUUAAGAGCCUACAUUUCCUCUUCUGUUACUGCUGCAAAUGGGGAGUUUUAACUUGUAUCUGCCUAGAUGUAGAAGUCGCGUUCAAGAUCAAGCCUAAAGUAUGCCCACGAUGCAGCAAGGAUAUCUGGACAGGGCAUCAAUCGGCAUCACGACUUUCUUUGCAUCAGCGCAUCCAACUGAUACCUGUGGCACGAAUGGUUUGCCUCUCACACCGAACUCCGUUAGGAUACUGGGGAAGUUCCAAAAGUUGAAGCUUUUAAAACACGAAAACAUUUGUCAAUAUGUCGAUUUGAUAAGAGGAAAGCAUGAAAGAGUUGUUGUUGCUGCAGAACAUUAUGAAGACUGUCUAGCAGAUCACUUUAAACAAGGAGACAUCUCAAGCUUAGUUGCUUUGCAAAAAGUAGCAUUUAGUAUCUUGCAAGCUUUGAAGUAUCUUCAUUCACACAAUAUAACUGUUCGAAACUUGUCACCUGAAAAUAUUCAAGUCACUCCAGAGAACAACUUCAAAAUUUCAAAGUAUGGAAUGUACUAUGUGACUUCUUUUGGGUCUAGUGUCGCAUUUCCUAUUGGAAACCCAUGUUACUUGGCACCAGAGGUAGUUGCCUGUGGAACAAGAUUCAGCCCAGCCCAUGGACCUUCCUCUUACUCUUCUGACAUUUGGUCUCUAGGGAUGGUUUUGUUGGAUUUAUACUCUUUGGGUGGCCUUUGGUGCGCUGAUAAAAUGAGAGUUGGGAAUGUUUUGCACAAGUUGUUGAAGAUUCAUUUCAACUGUGAUUCAAAAGAUGCUCUAGAACAUAUUUUGGAAUACAGCGGGGCACAUUCAAGACUUAAGGGCAUGGAUCGCUCCUUGGUGUCAUUUCUUCGUAUGUGUUUAAUACUAGAUCCAGCAUUAAGACCAACAGCAAAAGAAUUGCUGAAGCAUGAAUUCCUUCAUUCUUUGAUGAGCCAAGAAAGACACACACCCCAUGCUAAAGACGUCACCAUGAAUGGGUCUGAAGUCUUUCCAGCUGUUUUUCGAUCGCCCUUCCUCGAUUCGCCUGAUUAUAACAAGCUGCUAUCGGACUUAAGUGAAGUUCAGGAUGAAGACCAUUUGUCCAGAAGACCUAUCGACGAGGUUUACUACUUGUGGACAUUGGCUGGCGGUGACGUCAUUGCAGAACUUAAAAAGAACGAUUUGCUGAAGUCGAAGCCUCCUGUUUUAUCACUACCCACCGCGACUUUGAAUAAUGGAGAAGCAUUUGGACCGGAAAAGGAAAGAGAAAGGAUGCUUGAUGAAACUACAGUUGCUAUUUCUUUGGACAAAUUACGAAUGAAAUUGCAAAAUAUUGAUGAAUCAGCCUUUUACCCCUUAAUUGUCGAAGAUGACCUCAAUCCACCAGAUUUAACAGAGACUGCCAAACUCCCUUUGGUAAUUCGCGAGAAAGAUGUGGUGUAUCAGUUUCAUCGAGUUAUACUUUUUGAUAGACUCUUAGAGGGCUACCCAUUUACUAGAGAUAGAAUCAUAAAAGAAGCGAGAAUUGACAUUCCGCCGCCAUUUCGAGCUAAAGUCUGGGCAGCUCUCCUGAACAUACAGGGAGAUGUGCAGGAGGUUUAUGAUAGAAUUGAUAAAGAAAGCGUGACCUCUACAGAUCGACAGAUCGAAGUUGACAUCCCAAGAUGUCAUCAAUAUGACCAGUUACUCUCAUCACCAGCUGCCCAUGCCAAAUUCAAGAGAGUGCUCAAAGCCUGGGUCGUUUCCCAUCCAAAAUUGACAUACUGGCAAGGACUGGACUCACUUUCAGCCCCAUUUAUAUCUUUGAAUUUUAAAAACGAGGCACUGGCAUUCGCAUCCAUGUCUGCAUUCAUCCCAAAGUACCUCUAUAAUUUCUUUUUGAAAGAUAAUUCACCAGUUAUACAAGAGUACCUUGCCGUAUUUUCACAAAUGGUUGCCUAUCACGAACCGGAGCUGUUUACACAUUUAAGCGACAUUGGCUUCGCACCAGAGCUGUACGCAAUUCCUUGGUUCUUAACGAUGUUUUCACAUGUUUUCCCUCUUCACAAAAUAUACUAUCUUUGGGACACUCUUUUGCUUGGAAGUUCGCUUCUACCACUUUGUAUUGGCGUUGCGAUCCUACAGCAAGUCAGAGACCAGUUAAUCAGCUUUGGAUUCAAUGAAUGCAUUCUAUUGUUUUCUGACAUGCCAGGAAUUGAUAUCGAAAGAACAGUCAAGGAUUCGAUCAGAAUAUUCAACCACACACCGCCAAGCAUUGGGCUGCGUCGUUGUGACAAUCCAGCAAAUAGAACAAAGGCUCCAGAGGAAGAAAAGUUCAUGCAACUUCCUGACAAAGAAUUUCUUCCGUUGGAGCAGUUGAAAUCAGAGGUAUGCCCACGAAUCUCCCCUAGGGAUUUGGUAAGGAUCGCAAGCAUCGUGCAAAGCCAAGAUUGUUCAAAUAAAUACGAUGUCAAAGAAACUAAAAAGAAGUCGACCAAGGCAGAAAAACAAACACCCAAACUUGAAGCACGACUCGGCAAAAUGCUUAUUGUCGACGUACGGCCUGUGGAGGAAUAUAUUGCUGGACACUUUCCGAACUCAAUAAAUGUUCCAUAUGAACAAGCGUUCGCUCCGAACGGAGAGCUCUCUUCCUCAAAUAGCUGCAUUAUUCUACAAAAGCAUCUUGGCAAAAUUAUCAUGGUUGUGGGAAAUAAAGGACCUGAUGCACCCGAGUUUGGUGCAAAGCUCGUCCGACUAGGAUUUAGACGUGUCUCAGUUAUGGAUGGGUCACUAACUAUUUUGAAGGCAAAUGGAUAUUUCACUUCGGAAUGAAGAUCAAAAUUUUAAAGGUGGACAUUAGAAUGGAAAUGUAAGAUUAGCUGUUAGUGAUAGUACAUCAAAGACUUGUAAAUUAUGUCGACAGAAUUUUAUUUUGAGUUAUGGGUUUUAGACUGUAGAUUGAGUUUUUGUAUAAUUUUUGUAAACAUUAUCAAGAAGUCGUAAAAGUAUUUUGUUUGCAAA